Messenger RNA from Mesitornis unicolor (brown roatelo), 593 nucleotides. RefSeq names its product transmembrane protein C15orf27-like. Gene Ontology annotation, molecular function: voltage-gated channel activity. The annotation marks the transcript as partial. Lineage: Eukaryota; Metazoa; Chordata; Aves; Mesitornithiformes; Mesitornithidae. The transcript has a single exon. The record is from RefSeq and is a predicted model, not a curated record. Gene Ontology annotation, cellular component: plasma membrane.
ACAGCUGUGUCCCCAAGGCAGCCAUCUGUGUGGUCACCACCACUGCCAUCGAUGUCCAUCACCCUAACAUCUCCUCAGACCUCUUCACAGUGGAGGUGCCAGUGCGGCUGGGCAGCACCAGGACAUCUGCCAGCAUCACCUCGGGCAGCGCUUCCCGGUCGACCGUCAGCUCAGGCACCCAGGCCUGCAGCGAGAGCAGCCAGACACUGGGCUCCUUCCCUGACUGCAGCACAGCCUGCGAGGAUGCGAUGGAAGCUGGCAUGGGCUCACAGGGUGACCCUGCACCUGCCCAGCAGCGGGUGGCCCACACCAUGGUGCAGGAGCUGCUGUCGUCCCUGUCAGAAGAGGUCUGCCUGGCACAGAAGGGGCUGGAUCCCGUCAACCUGAAGCUGCCCAGCCCUGUGGGCUCAGUGGGCACCAGCCCUGACCUGGGUCACCGUCUCAGCGUCUACAACCGCAGGAAUCAGGAAAGCCUUGAUGUUUUCCAGCUCAAACCACUCAUUGACUGUCCACAGGGUGCCCCGGUGAUCGAUGAGAAGUAUGGAGCGCUGGGGUCCCCAGAGCCACGGCUAGGCAGAGUUCCUGAGGCAUAG